This is a messenger RNA of Drosophila gunungcola (fruit fly), 1720 nucleotides long. It is a transcript of the gene Debcl, whose product is annotated as bcl-2-related ovarian killer protein homolog B. Gene Ontology annotation, biological process: extrinsic apoptotic signaling pathway in absence of ligand; intrinsic apoptotic signaling pathway in response to DNA damage; regulation of apoptotic process. The record is from RefSeq and is a predicted model, not a curated record. Gene Ontology annotation, molecular function: protein homodimerization activity; protein heterodimerization activity. Bases 592 to 1512 code for a protein of 306 amino acids. Gene Ontology annotation, cellular component: mitochondrial outer membrane. Lineage: Eukaryota; Metazoa; Arthropoda; Insecta; Diptera; Drosophilidae. The transcript has 3 exons.
AGAACGGGAGCUCGAAAGAACGGGACUGUAGAACGGAGAGUUGAAAACCGGAGAACCGGAGAACGGGGAGUGUAGCGCCGCGAUCGAUCGUUUUCCCCCACUUGCUAAACAUUUCGCUGAGCUAUAGCUCUCGGUUAAAGGUUCAAAGUGAUGUGAGGCGAAAAACAACAAAUAAAAAAGAAAGCAAAGGCGGUGCAAAGCGGAGCGGCUGGAAAUAAAAUGAAACUGGGAUCGCGGCACCAGCAACAAGUUUUAGUGGUUUUCCUUUGUGCGCCUCGUUCGUGUUUGCUGCUCUCCGCUUUGCUCGCCCCAUUCGUCGCCGACUUUUAUUUUGUUUUGCCCAUUUUAUCAGAAUCGGAACCCAAUCCGAUCCCGACCCGACCACCUCCAAAAAAGCGCAAGGCGAGCUCAGCUGCGUUAAGGUGAGCUGAUCCGAUCCGAUCCGUUCCGUUCCGUUCCGAGUGCAUUUUGCAUUGUGCGAGAAGUAAAGUCGCGAGGCUGCGCUUUCGGAAUUACACAACCCACAUGGGGCAGCGCCAACAACAGCAGCAGCAGCACCACCACCACCAACAAUAGCCAUAGCCACCGACCAUGGCCCCCACCACCAGCCCGCCGGGUCCCGCGGCCCCCAAGCUGGCCAAGUUCAAGUCCUCGUCAUUGGACCACGAAAUCUACACGGCGAAUCGACGCGGAACGAUCGCCACGGCCUCCAGCGACUGGAAGGCGCUCCGUGGAGCAGCAGGAGCUGGAGCUGGAGCUGGUGGACCCACAACCGGACCCAAUCAUUCCAACGGACGCUCCCUGCACGCCGGCGGCGCCAUGACCCGGGCCGCCUCCACAUCCUCGCUGGCCAGCAGCACACGCACGAUGACCAACUACCAGGAAUACAAGAUGGAGAUAAUCAACCAGGGGAAGUGCCUGUGCGGCCAGUACAUCAGAGCCCGGCUGCGUCGGGCAGGAGUGCUCAACCGGAAGGUGACGCAGCGGCUGCGCAACAUCCUGGAUCCUGGCUCCUCGCACGUCGUCUACGAGGUCUUCCCGGCCCUCAACAGCAUGGGUGAGGAACUGGAGCGCAUGCACCCCCGGGUGUACACAAACAUAUCCCGACAAUUGUCGCGAGCCCCUUUUGGGGAGCUGGAGGACAGCGACAUGGCCCCGAUGCUGCUGAACCUGGUGGCCAAGGAUCUGUUCCGAUCGAGCAUCACCUGGGGAAAGAUAAUCUCGAUCUUCGCCGUCUGCGGCGGCUUCGCCAUCGACUGCGUGCGGCAGGGCCACUUCGACUACCUACAGUGCCUGAUAGACGGGCUGGCCGAGAUCAUAGAGGACGACCUGGUCUACUGGCUGAUCGACAACGGCGGAUGGCUGGGCCUGUCGCGGCACAUCCGGCCCCGGGUCGGCGAGUUCACGUUCUUGGGCUGGCUAACGCUGUUUGUCACUAUCUCAGCGGGCGCCUAUAUGGUGUCCAACGUGUGUAAGCGCAUCGGCUGCCAACUGUAUUCGCUGCUGUUCUAGCCUUGCCCCGGAUCGUUUCGUUUUAGAUGUAUAUUCUUAUCAAUUAGUCAGUGAGAGCUUCGAAUCAUUCCUGCUUCCAUGGACACCGAGUCGUGUAGUAGUAUGUAGUGCACCUUGUUUUACGAAUAAUAUUGUUAUCCUGUUUCUUCCCUUUGUACAUACAAGGCUAACCUAGUGCCAGGCGCAAUAAAGCGUGUGUUUAAAACAA